Molecule: messenger RNA, 1423 nt
Organism: Drosophila rhopaloa
Lineage: Eukaryota; Metazoa; Arthropoda; Insecta; Diptera; Drosophilidae
Exons: 4
Coding region: 20-1258 (412 amino acids)
Source: RefSeq, a predicted model, not a curated record
UCAACGAGAUUAUUUGAAAAUGCCGUCCAAGACGAAGGAUGAAAAUAGUAGCCAGAUACAAAUUCCAGACUGGGUUAAGCCGGAAGUGUUUGAAGAUGUCCUUAAAAGAAAGGUCAAGGAUUAUAAGGAGAUCAAGUCGAUGAGGGCUGAACCAGGUGUCCCUGCUGGCGAGAACUACGCCACCAUAAUGCUUCGAGUGGAGCUGGAUGUUGAGACAAAAGAUAAAUCCCAAACAACCAAGGCCUUCAUGCUUAAAACUCCUCAUCAAUCCGAGAAGUACCGCAAAGUUAUUGAAAAAACGGAUAUGUUCGAUGUGGAGCGUGGAAUGUACUUGAAAGUGGUUCCCGAAUUGGAGCAGCUUUACCGCGAUGUGGGUGUGGAGGUGAAGUUCGGAGCAGAGGCCUACGAGAUAGAGGCCAGCGACUAUUAUGUCCUGCUGGAGGACCUUAAGCCUCGAGGUUUCAAGAAUGUCAAUCGCCUUGAAGGCAUGGACCAGGCUCAUACUGAAAGUGUCCUAACAAAAUUUGCCCAGUGGCAUGCGGCAUCUGCUGUCAGAGUUGAUAGGAAAGGUCCUUACGAGGAGAAGUACACGCAUGGUUUCCUGAAGAACGAGGAAAUUGUGGAUGCCUUCUGUAAUCGCAGUGUGAAAAUUUUCCUGAGUCACGUGGAUUUGCGCCCAGGCUAUGAGGCUUACUUAAAGGAUUUGCAUAUUGCGUCUGACAAAAUAUUGGACUUUGUGGAAGAACUAAGUAAUCCGAGUCCGGACGACUUCAAUGCCCUGAACCAUGGCGAUGGUUGGGCCAACAACAUUAUGUUCCAGUAUAAUGAAAAGAACGAGAUAGUUGAUACCUAUUUCGUCGAUCUGCAAUUACCCAAGUGGGGAUCAGUGGCCCAGGAUUUGUACUACUUUCUCCUGUCGUCUACAAGUUUGGAUGUCAAAAUAUCCAAAUUUGAUUACUUCAUUUGGUUUUACCACUCUGAAUUGGUUAAGCAUCUCAAACUGCUGAAUUACUCCAAGACUUGGCCAACUCUAAGGAGUAUUCGCAAUGAUCUUAACAAGUAUAGUGGAUGGGCUUUCGUCUGCGCCUCAACCAUAAUGCCGUAUGUUCUGCUGGAUCCAGUAAAAGGCGCUAAUUUUGAAAAGGUCCUUGGGGAUAAUGACUCCAGCUUCAAGAAAUCGCUGUACUUGAAUCCCAGGUUCCACAAGCAUAUGGAAGUCCUCUUGCCUUGGCUGCAAUAUGGAGGUGCUAUGGAAUAGAAGUUCGGGAUACAUAUUUCUACAAGCAAAUCAGUUAAAAACUUCCUAAUAGAUAAAUAUUUAAAUGUAUUUAGGAAAUCAAGUAUUUUAUUACAUUUGUGAGUGCUACAUUUAAAGAUAAGAUAGAUUCGUUUUCUUGUCUAAUAAUAAAUUUCACCCAAUGAA